AAGAGGCGCGUCGGCGCGUCGAGACGCCGUCGCUCUCCUGCCCCUGUCUCUGUCUCUGUCUCUGUCUCGACCGCGCCGAGCCAGGACCGCCGCACGCCGCUCUUCGUCCGCGCGCGACCCCCGCCAGCCGCCGACCAGCGCGACUCGCCUGUUGCCCGACCGACUACCGCCGCCGCAGACAAGAUAAUCAUGCCGAUCUCCGAAUUCAGGAAGAAAAAGCUGCUGUUCGUCUUCAAAGUAUUCUUCGAUGUCAACCAGAGUGGCACCAUAGACCAGAAGGAUUUCGAACUAGCAGUGGACAACAUCUGCCGGAUGCGAGGAUGGGCGCAAGGGGACGCGAACUACCAGAAGACCAGAAACACGCUGCUGAAGAUUUGGGACGGCCUGAAGACUUGCGCCGACUCCGACAAGGACGGUCAGAUCUCCCACGACGAGUGGUGCACCAUGUGGGACGACUACUCCAAGAAGCCGGACAGCGCCCUCGAGUGGCAGCAAGUGUACAUGAACUUCAUGUUCGACCUGGAGGACGCCUCAGGUGAUGGCAGCAUUGAUGAAGAUGAAUUUACACUGGUGUGCAGCAGCUACGGCCUUUCCAAAGAUGAGUGUGGGAAAGCAUUCAAGAAAUUCUCUUCGAAUGGAAGUGUGGAGGUAACACGCAAGGUGUUUGCAGACCUUUGGAGAGAGUAUUUCUCCACAGACAAUCCCAACGCACCUGGGAACUUCAUAUUUGGCAAGGUUAACUUUGAUUAACCUCACAAUCGCACAUAACAUUUGGAUGACACAAAGGUCCAGUAAACUUGAAAUAUCUCAAUACUGUCUGGAUCAUUGCCUAGCUGCAUUUCAUCGAGACAAGAUGAGAAAUUAAAAUAAAAUUUAAAAAAAUUCAACUGAAAUUGAGUUUGUGUAAGUAGCACAUUGAUACAAUGAAAAGCUAAAUGUACAUUUGCUAAAAACUUCCAUUACAAAUUAUAUUAUAUGUCUACCCAAAUACCACAUAGUUACUACUUGUUUAAAUUAAAAUGAUAAGUCAUUAAAAUAUUGUUACUGUGUAAUAAGAUUAGGCUGUACAUAAAUUAUUGAGAACUAGUGUCAUCCAUAUAUUGCAAAAUGCAUCAUUAAUUAACUAACCUAAAUCAACAAGGUUUUGGUAAGUUAUGCCUUAAGGGAAAUAAAGGGUAUGUAUUAUAAAAACCACAUUUGGUGGUAACAUCCAUAUUAGAGCAGAAAGAUACGGAAUACUGAGAUGUAAUAAAAAAGACAGUGUUUGUUAGUGUUGUGAAUCAUGUCUAUAUUUAUAUUUGUUGCUAAUGUAUUGCUACUAUUUCCACCAGUUGAUGGGUCUUAAUAGAAGUACGAGAUGAAAAAUUUCCAGUUUCAGUAUGUCUGAAUACAUUCAACAAGUAUUCUUUGUAAAUGCGAAGCUAACGUUUCUGUGUAAAUGGUGGUGUAUUGAAUAUUAUUCAUUGACAAUACAGAGUUUAAAAACA
Messenger RNA from Bacillus rossius redtenbacheri, 1487 nucleotides. It is a transcript of the gene Scp2, whose product is annotated as calexcitin-1. Lineage: Eukaryota; Metazoa; Arthropoda; Insecta; Phasmatodea; Bacillidae. The record is from RefSeq and is a predicted model, not a curated record. The coding region runs from base 190 to 750 and encodes 186 amino acids. Gene Ontology annotation, molecular function: calcium ion binding. The transcript has 7 exons.